UGUCACGCUACAACAGACGCCAACAGAGCACGAGAACACCUGGGUCACCGUUCAGCUACAGCAGCAGCAGCAGAGCUCCUCAGCUUUAAUACCUUCACACUCCGCUUCUCUCUCAGCAGGUCUGUCCUGGUGUGAAGAUGCCUCCUCCCGUCCCGACUGAGCGGAGAUUGAGCGUUGUAGGCUCUCGCUCAAACCCGGAGAAGUUUCUGGGACAGGAUUACCACCAGCUCCACAGGGACUUCUACGACAACAGAGCCCGAUUCCUGGACAGCACAUUCCUCCCGAACGAGAGGGCCAUCGGCCCCGGCCUGCUCACUGACGAGGAGAUGGCUAGAGUGCGGUGGAUAAGGCCUACGAGACUGGUGAGAGAUCCUUACCUAGUUGUGGAUGGAGAAUCCAGGUUUGACUUCGCUCAGGGAGAGCUCGGAAACUGCUGGUUCCUGUCUGCGAUCGGAGCGAUCACGUUUCAGGCUGACAUCAUGGAUCAGAUCAUUCCUGCAGAUCAGUCGUUCGGAAAGGAAUAUGCAGGAAUCUUUCACUUCAGGUUCUGGAGGUUUGGGAGGUGGAUUGAUGUUGUGAUAGACGACAAACUGCCGACAAUCAAUGGGCAGCUCAUUUUCGUGCACUGCAAGACUCGCAAUGAGUUCUGGCCCGCCUUGCUGGAGAAGGCGUACGCCAAAGUGUGCGGCUCGUACGCGGAUUUGAACGGAGGGUUUGUGUCUGAGGCGCUGACGGACUUCACUGGGGGGGUGCACAUGACUCUGACCCCGAGGGAGGGUCACCCUGAGCUGUGGGGACUGAUGUACCGGGCAGCGCAGUACAGGUCCAUCAUGGGCUGUGGCACUCCACAGGGGGCCACUCCUGCUAACACAGAGCUGCCCAAUGGCAUAGUGGAAGGUCACGCUUAUACCGUAACAGGAGUUACCAAGGUGAAGACCGAAGAUGGUCAAUCAGUGAAGCUGGUGAGACUCCUCAACCCGUGGGGACACAGAGAGUGGAAGGGGGACUGGAGUGAUAACUCUCCUCUGUGGAGGAUGGUCAGCACAGAGCAGCACACAAGGUUGCUGGACAGUAAAAAUGACGGAGAAUUCUGGAUGUCGAUGGACGAUUUCUGCAGGAGCUUUGCGAAUGUGGACAUCUGCUGUUACACCCCUGCGUUCCUGGAUGGCUCGCCCCCAAACAGCUGGACCACAGCGCGGUAUGAAGGAUGCUGGGAUGAGAGAACAGCUGGCGGCUCCAUGGACCACAAACAAAGUUUCUGGACAAACCCUCAGUACCGAGUGAAGAUCCCGGCGAUAGAGCCAGACAUGGGGCAGCCUCAGGGGCUCAACAUGCUGGUGUCUCUCAUGCAGAAACCUGACAACAGGCACAGAAGCCUCGCUGAGCACCUCCACAUCGGCUUCAGUGUUUUUGCGAUCCCACCCGAGAUGAAAGAUCAGACAGUGUUUCCAGCCUCUUUCUUCACCGCUAACGCCCUGGUGGCGCAGUCUCGGGGCAGCUCCACCACGAGGGAGGUGAUGGAGUACUACAGGAUAAGGCCUGGAAGAUACCUCAUCGUGCCCUUCACCUACAAACCCAACGAGACCACCUCAUUCGUCCUGACCGUCCACUCAAAGAGAGAAUAAAACACCAGCCUGAUCAAGGAAGGAUAAGUUUCAGGAGUGAACAGGAGCACUGAUGGACUGACGACUGUAGCCACAAUCGUCUUCUAUCAACAAUUUCAUAUUUUGUAGCAUGAAAGAAAAAAAAGAAUCACUAUCUCAAGAAGAAUGGUGUCAGUUGUAGAUUUUGGUUUUGUUAUUUUAUUUAUUUAUUUAUUUUGUUUUAUUUUUGUCCACUUCCAGAUUUGUUGGUAUGAAUGAAGUCAAAUCAAAAUUGCUGUUUUUGCUGAAAAUUCAAGCUGUGUGAUUUGACUUACUAUGUAAGACAGGAUACGAGAUUAUACAUCCUGUCAUACAGAUCCUGGAGAAUUAUGAAAGUCAUUUUGGAAAUCAUCCAUUGUUUACUGUUUUAUUAUUUGUUUAUGUUGUGUUGGCACUCAGCUGUCUCAUAUUUAAAAACUGAUUAAAUCAUGAAGGAGUCGAA
This is a messenger RNA of Colossoma macropomum (tambaqui), 2085 nucleotides long. RefSeq names its product calpain-1 catalytic subunit-like. Gene Ontology annotation, molecular function: calcium-dependent cysteine-type endopeptidase activity. The record is from RefSeq and is a predicted model, not a curated record. Gene Ontology annotation, biological process: proteolysis. NCBI's taxonomy places the organism in Eukaryota, Metazoa, Chordata, Actinopteri, Characiformes, Serrasalmidae. Bases 138 to 1625 code for a protein of 495 amino acids. Gene Ontology annotation, cellular component: cytoplasm. The transcript has 14 exons.